AUGGUCGACGAGAAAUCCAAUUCUAUGGUGUCAUCGACAUGGGGACCUGCUUGGGGAUCAUACCUAUACCAGAACUUCUUGUUAUCCAACAACAAUGCAUCUGCACCUGCUCCCACUACCAUGGACUGGCUCAACGCCACCAGUCAACCAUUGCUCAAUAACAAUGACAAUAAUUCUUCGGCAGGAGAUUACUUCGGUCUACCGGCAAACAACCAUAACCACAAUCUCAACCCGACCGAAUGGGCGGACAACGCCGCCCCGACGGUCAUUGACGUCAAGACCGAGGUGGAUGACUCCAAAAUUAGCAACAACCAAUUACAACUACAACUACAAUAUCAACAACAGCAACAGCAGCAACAGCGACAGCGUGUUCAGGAGCCAGGCCAAGCAGGUCCAUCAAGUUUCUUUCCUCAGUUUUACUUCCCCUCCUCGGGAGGCAUCAAUACAUCGUUAUUAACCCAAACUCAGAAUCAAGGACAAGGUCAAAAUGAAUACGAGUUUGAUUAUUCACCUGAAUCCACCAUCGAUCCAUACAACCCCAUCCCCCUCUCGGCUAUAUCAACUUCCACUAAUGGAGUUGAGCGAGGAUCGACCGACUCAGUGCACAUGGUCGAUAACUCCUUGACUAGAUCACCAUCACCUAUCUCAUCUCUUGUGGUCAGCCCGCACGAAUCGCCUUUGCCUAGGCCAGUUCGCAUGAGGAAAUCCAAAGGGAGACCAAAAGCCAGUGGGAAAAAAAGAAGUCAUUCACAUUCGGUUUUAUCGGAUUCGGAAGUAUCAGCGUCCCAUUCGCACGACGAUCAUGAUCACGAUCACGACCAUGAGCAUGAACCGGAGGUACCGGAAGGAGUAGAAAGGGAUGGUAUGAUUUGGGGUAUGAAGGUUGAAGAUUAUCGAGCUUUGAGUGCGAGGGAGAGAAAGAGAGUGAGGAAUAGGAUUUCAGCUAGGACAUUCAGAGCGAAGAGGAAGGAACACUUAACUUCGCUCGAACAUGAUCUUGGUGAGAAAGACCUCCAAAUCAAGAUAGCGAAUGAUGAAGCCAAUAGACUCAGAAAGGAAGUCGCUGAGCUCAAACGAAAAUUAGCUAAAUACGAAAAGCAAUAUUAG
Molecule: messenger RNA, 1107 nt
Organism: Kwoniella mangroviensis CBS 8507
Lineage: Eukaryota; Fungi; Basidiomycota; Tremellomycetes; Tremellales; Cryptococcaceae
Exons: 4
Coding region: 1-1107 (368 amino acids)
Biological process (GO): regulation of DNA-templated transcription
Molecular function (GO): DNA-binding transcription factor activity
Source: RefSeq, a predicted model, not a curated record